CAGUGUAGAUACAAGACGUGUUUUUCAUACGUACAAAAAAUUAACAAAAGAAAUCUGAAGUGGUGAAAGCACAGGAAAAUUUCAAUAAAAGGAAGUUUAUUUAAGUUGCUCAAUAAAAUAACUAAAUAUUGAAGUUUUGUCGAAAGCAUUUUUGCUAAAGGAAAUCUUCCACCUAUUAUCAAAGCUUCAACGUCAGAAUAUUUCACGGAAUUCGUUGUAUUACGCGGCGUCUAUCAUGGUGAUAGCGCUGGCAUGAUUCAAUAAUCCAAUGAAAAAGUCAUUUGUGGUCGUUCUAACUUAUCUAAAUAAAUAUCUAGAAUAUAUGCCAGGCUAAUGCAUCGCUUCCAUCACAUCAGUAGCAGCAGCAGUGCUAGAAAAUAGUUUUCAAAUUAGUCUUAAGGAGGAAAAUCAACUUUGCCAGAAUGUUGAUAAGAGAAGUUUGCUCGUUUUUAUUUCGAAUCUACAUUUCGUUUUAUAUCGUCCAUUGGCCCAAUGGUGGAAGCCUGGUGGUGUCUGGUGAAAAAAUCAAUUAUAACCUUGUACAUUCCUGGGCAGACAAAUUGGGCAUGGAGUUGUUCCAUUUAGGUGAUUUUAUUACACGUCGCAAAGAAGUUCAAGAGAGCUUUAAACAAGCCCAGGUCGUUACAAGAUCUGGUGCUAAAAUUGUUGAAAACAUGGCUAAUGAAAUCAAGAUAAUGAUGGACUCGAAAAUAAGUGCCGUGCGCCGCAUCAUGGAUACCGCCGAAAAUACCGCCUUAACAUAUCAAAUGGAAAAACCCGAUCAACUCUUUUCAUAUUACAAUUCAAAAGAAAUGAUUGAGCCAGGCGAACCAAUACCAACGAAGCCACCACGAGAUCUGGAGGAUGCGGGCGCUGAAAAAAUAUUUGUAACGCCUAAAACUAUUGUUCUAACACCGAAAGAGGAAUUUUUUAACACACCAGUUAAUAUGAGUGUCAGCUCAGUGCAUGUGCCAACGAAUGUCUACGAUAGAGCAUUGGACACAAUAAAAGCCAUUGAAUGGUCAGAAAAUUUGGAUCAGAUAUUUCGUGAUAAUUAUAAAAACGAUCCAACGCUGUCGUGGCAAUUUUUUGGUAGUUCGACCGGCUUUAUGCGUCAAUUCCCGGCAUCGAAAUGGAAGAUGGAACCGGUUGAUCUAUAUGAUUGCCGGUUACGUCCAUGGUACAUGGAAGCGGCCACAAGUCCAAAGGAUGUUAUUAUCCUCUUGGAUAGUUCAGGCUCUAUGAUGGGGCAGAGGCUAGAUAUCGCAAAGCAUGUUGUAAAUACCAUACUUGAUACAUUAGGUACAAAUGACUUUGUGAACAUCUUCACCUUUAGCGAUAAAGUCAAGCCUGUUGUUGGAUGUUUCGAGGACACACUCGUUCAAGCAAAUCUUGGCAACAUUCGAGAGCUUAAAGAGGGAAUUGAGACAGUUAAAACCGUGUCGAUCGCCAACUUCACCGCUGCAUUGACAAAAGCUUUUGAGGUUUUGGAACAAUUUAGGACGGAACAACAUGGCGCCCAAUGCAAUCAGGCCAUUAUGAUUGUUAGUGAUGGUGCGCCAUUUAGUUAUGAAGAAAUUUUCGAAUUGUACAAUUGGCAAAAUUUGCCAUACAAACCAGUGCGUGUCUUCACCUAUUUGAUUGGUAAGGAAGUGGCCGAUGUGAAGGACAUCAAGUGGAUGGCGUGUGCCAAUCAAGGAUAUUAUGUGCAUUUGGCCGAUACGGCCGAAGUGCGGGAAAUGGUGCUGAAUUAUAUUCCAGUCAUGGCCAGACCUCUGGUAUUGGGUAGACAUGAUCAUCCGGUAAUAUGGACUCAAGUGUAUGCUGAUGUUGAGGAUACAGAAAUGUCGGAUUACCUUUGGCAAAAUGAACAAAAUAAUGACCAAAAGGAAAAUAUUUUAGAAUAUCGUAAAGUAAGCUUCCGAAUGUUGGACCCAGAUGAGGUGCGACGUCGUGAAUAUCGUCGAAUGAGAAAGGCCUGGGAUCAACCUACAGACACAGAUAUAUAUAAAUUUAUGACCACCAUUUCCAUGCCUGUCUAUGAUCGCCGAGAAAAUGCGAAUGUCACCGAACUGGUUUUAAUAAACGAAGCCCUCUGGGAAAUGCAAACACGUGAGACAAGAGUUGCGAAUUUAUUGGGAGUCGCCGGGACUGAUGUGCCGAUCAGAGAUAUAAAAAGAUUGCUUUCACCAUUUUUGCUGGGUGUAAAUGGCUACGCGUUUGUUGUUACAAACAACGGUUAUAUACUAUUCCAUCCUGACUUUCGUCCAAUUUUCCAAGGUUACAUACUAAAACCUGCCUAUAACAGUGUGGAUAUGAUUGAAGUGGAACUAUUGGACGAUGAUCGACCACCUAGAGAUUUUAAUCCAGUGCUACUGACGAUACGUGAUUCCAUUAUUAAUCAGUCAACUGGUAGCAAAUGGAUGCUGGUGAAAAAUCAUUUCGAUGAAAUGAAACGGGUUGCUCGGGUAAAGCGCCAAUAUUAUUGGACAGCUAUUAAAAACACCCCAUUCACCUUAGUGAUAACUUAUCCCGAGCUUUACGGUGUUAAUCGUCUUCAAAUACGAACAGAAGAUGAAAUACACCGUAUAAGUAUCAAAGGCAGUAAUACACUGAGCUUUUUCACUGGCAAACGCUGGAAAAUCCAUCCAAAAUGGCUCUUUUGCAAGCACAGCAAUAUGACAUUCCAAUCACCCGAGGAAGAACUCCUGUGGUUUCUGGGUAAAAUGUCACAGCCAGGAUGGAAAUGGCCAUCAAGCAGAAGUGCACUGCCUCCUGAACACACAGCUGCUAUGUUUUCUAACACAUCUGCUGGACGCAUUCCACCAUUCGACAAUUACUAUUGUGACCGGCAAUUGAUGCAGUCAUUAGUGUUCGAUGCACGUGUCACAGAAUGGUUCUCGAAAAAUACAAGUUUCAACUCCAAAGAUGAUAAGGGAAAUGAAUUCAAACAACGCUUCGGAAUCAAUGUGGCAUUUUUGGCCACCCACAGUGGUUUAACCCGAUGGCAGGAAUUCCAUUCCAAUAUGGCUGAAGAACAGGGAGCUGGGGAUAAAUUUAGCGAAACUAAUAAUAAAGCUAUUGAUGAAGUUUGGUAUAAAAGAGCCGUAGACCAACACUUUGUGCGAGAAGAGAGUUUUGUCUAUUCAGUACCAUUUGAUGCGGGAGAAACUAGCCCCGAUCCGAUAGUUACGGCAAGUCAUGCUAUUUUCCACAGUGAGGGUGGAAAAUCUGCUCCAGCCGCCGUUGUUGGCUUCCAAUUUCAAUACAGUGCCUUGCACAAGCUUUUCCGUAAUAUAACAGGAAAUGCUUGUGCCGUGGAUGAUAAGAGUUGCUAUGUACUGGACAACAAUGGAUUUAUAAUUGUAUCAUUAAAUCGCCAUGAAACUGGUCGGUUCUUUGGCGAAAUAAAUGGAGCAAUAAUGCACCGUUUGGUCGAAGAGAAUGUUUACAAAAGAGUUAUAGUCUAUGACUAUCAAGCCAUAUGUUUUGUACCAGAUGGUGAUAUGAAUUGUUCGCCAAAUAUUCUAUCGCCUCUAGUCCAUGUAUUUAAAGCAUUUAGAUGGUUGCUCUCCACAUUAGUGCUAUAUCUAUUAGAGAUAAGUGCGGUGGCAGCUGAUUUCUUCGAACAUUAUGUGGAUGAAAAUAUGACAGAUUAUAUGGUAAAUGUUAAAAACAAUGAAUGGGUACGCCUGGUGACCUUGCAAAGGACCAGACUGAAACAAUGUGACAUGCAACGUGAACUCUAUACGUUGUACAAUGCUACAGGCAAUGUUGUCUACAACAUGACAGCGCAUGGAUGCGAGAGACCAUUUGUCGUACUGCCAAUACCAGCGAGUAAUUUGAUCCUGCUGGUAAUUGAUCAAAUGUGUCCACGAGAUGUAACGCAUGUAUUAACCGUCAAUCCGAUGGAUAUCAAUUAUCCAUUAGAUGAAAAUCAAACAUUGGCAUGUUUCAAAAAGGAUCACGAGUUUUCACGUGUUCGUCCUACCAGUUGCAUAAAUAAACAUAUAAAUGAAAGCAAUAUUGAAUUAUGUGGCAAUGCGUCUAGCAUUUUCAUAAACGUUUUCCUAUUUAUAAUAGCCUUAUGUUCCAGUCGUUUUCUCUAACGUUGCUUGAAUGCCAUGUUAACUAUCUCCUAAGUAAACCAUUUUUGUUGUUAACUUACUUUUGUUAAAAAAAAGAAAGAAAAAAAUUAGAAAAAACUAUGUAAGACAUUUGUGCAUUGUAAAUUUUGUAAUUUAUCAAAGAAGUUUAACUAUUGUUUUGACUAAUUCAUAGUGUAGCUACCAGAAAUCUCAAAGGACCUUACACCAACCAACCAAAAAAAUACGAUAUAAAGAACUUUUGUAAAUUAUAUUUAAAAUAAAAAACAAAAAAACUAUUCACACACACAAAACAAACUAAUAAAAUAGUCAACAAAAUCAGUUUAGCUUAAAUUUAUAGAUUUAAAUAUGUAGUUUAAAUACAUAAUCGAAGAUCACAUUAACCAUUCCUGAACUUUAGAAUUCAUGAUGAAAAAUAUUUUGUUACUUUCUCAAAAAUAACUGCAACCAAAACACUUUGCUUGCUAUGAAAUAAUGGAUGUACAUUCCAUAGGUAAAUUUCUGUGGUAAUUGAAGAAUAUAAAUAUGUGUGAAUCACUUUCAAAUUACACACUUCGUAGUUUUCAAUCUAGGACUACCGAAUGGUAACACACAUACGAUAUAACCUCUAUAAGGUGACUGUGGCUCAUAAUUUUUUGAAUGACUUAUAACAAAUCUAAAAACAUACAUUGAACUGUUUUUCAGUUUUUAAUUUGGCUGUUAGUUAAUGUUUUUAUUCUAAUAAAAUAUCACAAAUUCAUUCCAAUCGGAUUUAUUUGUAUACUCGUCCUAUUUUUGUAUAUACGUUAUUUCUUAUUGAGCUCAAUUUUCGAUCAGAAGCAACAAAAAUUUACAAAUGUAUGUGGCAAUCGCUAGUGACAGAGUCUUGUACACUGCUAUUUUGGUCCGGCUAAAGAUUGAGGUGAUAUUAGACGCUUACUGUUCUCUGCUAUCGUUUUCCUUUUUAGCUGAGUAUGCACUUCCAUCGAAAUUUUCGGGUGCAGCCAAGACAUUUAUGUCGCCACUGAAAAAUAGUUGUGUAGAAUACAAGAUGGCGACAAACAUCAAUUUAUAAUUUUGGCCGAAUUUUUAUCAUUUUUGGCUAAUAAAGUACAUAUGUGCUGUAAUGCAUCGUUCUUAUUUGCAGAUAAUUUUAUUUCAUAUUGCAUGUAGCUAUUGAAACAUACAUUGGUCUUUGUUUGCGAUUAAGGCACAUGUUUUUUGAGAUAAAUUCUUGCAAGAGUUUAUGACAAAUAUGAAGUUUUUUUACCCCGACAAAACCUUUCUUUAUUGACAUACAGAACAUGUUAUUAAGGAUUUCAACUAGUUUUUCUUCAUUUAUAAAUUAACUAGCUGACCCGGGCCCGCUCCGCUACGCCUUAUUUCACUUUAUAUGGAACAAAAGUUUCCUUGGAAUAUUUAUUUUCGACAAUUAAAGAUCUUUUAGUGAAAUACCAUGCUAACUUGUCUAACAGUUUAACAAUAUAAGUGCCUUUAUCCCUGAAUCCCAUAUGAUCUUUAUUGGUCUACGAAUUUAAGUUUGGAUGUAAGGUGUACUCCAUUCAUAAAAUACUUCAUUUCAGCCCGAUAUUCUCAUGAUGUCUGAUUUAGUGGUUUUUUCGGGGGAGAGGUAGUCCCUCAGAUACUUGGCCCUGAAAAAAUAUCAACAUCUUGCUCUUCUCUCAAGUACCAUUUAUUGAAACCUCAUAUUGCCAUUGGCUUAUGUGGAGUUUACAGGAUGAGGCGCCCCUAAACACGUGGCCCCAAAAUAGGUUAUCAAAUUCGUUUUCUAAUCUCAAAUAUCUUUCAUUUGAGCCACAUAUUGGCAUAGUCGAAAAAAUUUUUCCCUUUGGGGGUGUUUUGGGAAAGGGGUGUUGGUCCCGAAAAUGGGUAUCAAUUCUUACUCUACCCCCAAUACUUUUCAUUUAGGCCCACAUUGUCAUGGUCGGUAAAUAUGCCCGAUUUAGGGGUGUUUUGGGGAUUAGGGUGGUCGCCGAAACACUAAGCCCGGAAAAUAUAUCAGCAACGUUCUCUAUUCUCAUAUAUCUAUAUAUCAUUUAUUUGAACCUCAUAUUGUCAUUGGCCUCAAAAUUGGAUAUAAAAUUUGUUUUCAAAUCUUUUUUAACUCCUUAUUGCAAAGUCAGCAAAUAUGUCCGAUUUGGGGUAUUGGCCCUAAAAACUAUUAAUAUUUAGUACCACUCUCUUUAGGACCCAAAUUGUCUUGGUGAGCAAAUACGUCCUAUUUGGGGGUUGUUAUGGUGGUGGGACGUCCGCUAGACAGUUGGCCCCUAAUGUUGAUAUCAGAUACGUGGUCUACUCCCACAUACCUUUAAUUUGAGCCCCAUAUUUCCAUAGUCGGCAAACAUGACCGGCUUGGGGAGUGUUUUGGGGAACGGGCGGCCACUCAGUGAGUUGGCCUUGAAAAUAUAUAUCGGAUUCGUGUUCCACUUUAAAAACCCUCUUAUUUGAGCCCCAUAUUACAAUAGUCAGAAAAUACUUACUAUUUGGGUGGUGUUGUGGGGGUGGGGUGGCCCCAUAGACACUUUUUCCGAAUAUUGAUAACAAAUUCGUGCUUUACUCCCAAAGACCUAUCAUUUGAGCCCCAUAUUGCUAUGGUAGUAAAUUUGCCCCCUUUGGGGUAUGUUCUUGGGGAGAGGCGCCCCCCAAACACUUGGUCCCAUAUUUGGAUAUCAGAUUCUAAUUCUACACUCAAAUACCCUUUUUUAAGCCCCAUAUUCCCAUGGUCAGUAAAUAAGUCCUGUUUGGGGGGUGUUUUGGGGAAGGGGUGGACCCCCAGAAACGUCGUCCCACAAAUACCUUUCAUUUGAGUCCCAUAUUGCCAUGAUCGGUUUAUGUCCGAUUUAGGGGUGUUUUGGUGGUUGGGUGGUGUUGUGGGGGUGGGAUGGCCCCAUAGACACUUUCCCGAAUAUUGAUAUUAGAUUUGUGCUUUACUCCCAAAUACCUUUCAUUUGAGCCCCAGGUGGCUAUGGUCGUAAAUGUGUCCCCUUUGGGGGAGGUUUUUGGGGAGAGGCGGCCCCCCAAACACUUGGUCUCAUAUUUGGAUAUCAGAUUCGAAUUCUACGCUGAAAACCCUUUAAUUUGAGCCCCGUAUUCCCAUGGUCAGUAAAUAAGUCCUGUUUGGGGGUUUUUUGGGAAGGGGUGGACCCCCAGAAACGUGGUCCCACAUUUGGAUAUCAGAUUCGUAUUCUACUCGCAAAUACCUUUCAUUUAAGCCCCAUCUUGCCAUGGUCGGUAAAUAUGUCCGAUUUAUGAGUGUUUUGGGGGUUGGGGUGGACCCCUAGCACUUGGUCCGACAAAUGGAUAUCAGAUACGUUUUCUUAUCCUAAAUACCUUUCACUUAAGUCCCAUAUUGUCGUGAUUGGUCUAAAUAUAUGUUUGGUAGGUUUUAGGGUGGGGCGGCCCCCCUAGGUGCCCCAUCCGAAAUUUAGACACUUAAUUUUUAUUUUUAGGGUACUAUAUGAGAGCACACAAAAUUUCGCUUAAAUCGCACCACCCAUCUCCGAGAUCUGGCGUUUCUGAAAUUAGGGUAAGGGGGAGAGUCCAAAAUAGUUGCUGUUGUUUCUUUGUCGCGUAAAUAUAACCAAACAUUUACCGAAUGUUACAAAUUGUCACUUUCCGAGUUUACCAUCCGCACUCGUCCGAGCUGCUCAAUAUUACUGACUACUCUUUGCUUAGUCAAAACAAAAAUGGAGAAAAUGUUGUGUGUUCUCUAUACCAAUUGCAAUUAUUGGUCUAAACGCUCAAAUACUCACCCUUUCUCUCUAGGAGGAGAGACACAAGAGAAUAAUUAUUGUCCAGUACACGAAUAAUUAAAUUGAUAAAAUUUACGAUAAACAAUGUUGGUUACGUUCAAUAAAACUACGUUUAUGGCUAGCGUUUGAUAUGUUGAACGUUACACGGUUACAAUGAAAACUUCGUGAUAAACGUAUUUUGUUUGUCGUAAGAAUUUCCCAACUGUUUUAUUUUUUUGUGUGUAUGCAAGCGUUUAGGAUAUGUCAAUGCAUUUCUUACGGCUACGAAAAUUUCGCCAAUUUCACAACACUGAAAUUGUUUUAUUUAGUUUAUUGCAAUUCCGCAGGGACGUAGCCAGAGGGGCUAUCGGGCCCGAGCACAAAGAAACAAAUUUAAUUUAAAUUAUUCUAAACACAAAACGUUAGCACAAUUUUCUUCAAUGACAAAAUGCCGUAUUUAUAAUAUUCUGUAAGACAAAAUUCAGCGCAGGCCAGGGCCGCCUCAAAAUUAUUGCUCUUAAGUACAAAAUUGUAAUGACAUUCUUACUAAAAACUAAAUUUUAAUGACAUUUUUUCUAAAGACAAAAUUUCAGCAUAACAUUUUCAAACAACAAAACUUUAGCCAGAGCCGGAACACCCUCGAUUUUUUUUAAACAAGAUUUUAGUACAAUUUUUUCUAAGGACAAAAUUUUAAUGAAUUUUUUUCUUCUUUUAAUGAAUUUUUUUGCCAAGUUUUGGGCCUAACUUAAAAUUAUUUUUAAAACCAAAAAUUUCAAUACAAUUUUUUAUGCCUGCUCAAUGUGUUUUGCGACACUACAUUUUUCAUAAACUUUUUUAAAGUCUUCUUAUUAGAUAUUGGUCUAAUCUGGACACAAUUUCAAUAACAAAAUGAAUUUUUUCUAUAUAAAGAUAAUACUUCAUGAAAAAUUUUAAUAAAAUUUUCUGUAGACAAAAUGAAAAUACAUUUUUUUUCAGUGUCAAUAAAAUUUUUUCUUAAGACAAAAUUUCAAUGAAAUACUGCCACAAGGACAAAAUGAUGCUCAGGCCUGGACCCCUUCGAAAUUAUUUUUCCUAAAAGACAACAUUUUUCUAAAGGCAAAUUUUAAUCAAUAUUUUUAAAAACAAAAUUUUCCUUAAAAACGGAAUUGCAAUGCAUAGUUUUUGUUUUAAACAAAAAAUUAUUAAAAUUUUCUUUAAGCCAAAAUCUAUUGUACAUGGAAUUUUUGUCCCAAAAAUUUUUCAAUAAAAAUUGUUCCGGAAGGCAAACAUUUAACCAAAAUUUCUAUAAGACAUAAUUCGAGAUGAACUUUCCCUCAAUUCCAUUUUUUAUACCCUCCACCAUAAGAUGGGGGGUAUACUAAUUUCGUCAUUCUGUUUGUAACUACUCGAAAUAUUCGUCUGAGACCCCAUAAAGUAUAUAUUAUAUUCUUGAUCGUCGUGACAUUUCAUGUCGAUCUAGCCAUGUCCGUCCGUCUGUCCGUCCGUCCGUCUGUCUGUCGAAAGCACGCUAACUUCCGAAGGAGUAAAGCUAGCCGCUUGAAAUUUUGCACAAAUACUUCUUAUUAGUGUAGGUCGGUUGGUAUUGUAAAUGGGCCAUAUCGGUCCAUGUUUUGAUAUAGCUGCCAUAUAAACCGAUCUUGGAUCUUGACUUCUUGAGCCUCUAGAGUGCGCAAUUCUUAUCCGAUUGGAAUGAAAUAUUGCACGACGUGUUUUGUUAUGAUAUCGAACAAAUGUGCCAUGUAUGGUCCAAAUCGGUCCAUAACCUGAUAUAGCUGUCAUAUAAACCGAUCUUAGGUCUUGACUUCUUGAGCCUCUAGAGUGCGCAAUUCUUAUCCGAUUGGAAUGAACAACAACUGUGCCAAGUAUGGUCCAAAUCGGUUUAUAACCUGCUAUCGCUGUCAUAUAAACCGACCUUGGGUGUUGACUUCUUGAGCUUCUAGAGGGCCCAAUUCCUAUCCGAUAUGGCUGAAAUUUAGCAUGACGUAUUUUAUUCUUACUUCCAACAACUGUUUUAAAUAAGUUUUAAAUCGGUUCAUAACAUGAUAUAGCUGCCAAAUAAACCGAUCUGGGAUCUUGACUUCUUGAUCCUCUAGAGGUCGCAAUUAUUAUCCGAUUUGACUGGAAUUUUGUACUACGGAUCCUCUCAUACACAUACGUGUAUUUUAUGGUCUGAAUCGGUCUAUAGUCUGAUACAGCUCCCAUAUAAAUCGAUCUCUAUAUUUUACUUCUUGAGACCCCAAAGGCCUCAAUUCUUGUUCGAAUUGGCUGACAUUUUACACAUAUAAUUUAAUUGUGAUCCAAACUGGACCAUAUCUUGAUAUCGCUCUAAUAGAAGAGCAAAUCUUUUCUUAUAUCCUUUUUUGCCUAAGAAGAAAUUUCAGCAAAAAAAAAAAAGAAUUCGACAAUUGCGACCCAUGGUGGAGGGUAUAUAAGAUUCGGCCCGGCCGGACUUAGCACGCUUUUACUUGUUUUACUUAAUUUGAAAUUUUAUCGGUACAAAAAUUUUCUAUAAGAAUGGUUUUUUAAUAAAAUAUUGAAUGCUUGUUAGUCUGAAAAAACUUUAAGACGCCGAAAUGGCCACCUUGGUUAAUUUACAUAUUAAAAUAAUUAUUUCAAAUGAAACCAUUUCGUUUUUUUUCUUCUUGGAAUUCACAAUACAAUAUUUAACAUUCGCAGGUUCAAAGAUUUAAUGUACGUCGUAGUCCAAGUCGUGGGUCAACUAUAUAAUUUGUAGAAAAUUGCCAUAUACAUAUAUCCCAAUUUUUCAUACAUAUCGAAAGAAAAAUUAAAGCAGACAACAAAUUUAAGAAGAAAAAUUGCCCCAAACAAAUCCUAUUAGUCAGCAGAUUUAUAUUAUGAGAGUGUUAUAUUACACUUACUAUUAAUGCAAAUUUUAAGCAAAUACGGCAAUAGUUGGAUACAAUUUAGAGCUAACACCUUGUCCAUCAAAACCGGAUUUUCGAUCGAUUUUAAUAAAGUUCGAAGGAGAAUUUAAUGACAUCAUUUAAGCAGAAUUGUUUUUUUUUUGCUUUGCUCGAAAUUAUUUUUUGAAAUAUUUAACAAUUAUAGCUGCUUAAUGUUUUCAGUUUGAAUGGGUAAAAUUUUAUGGAAAUUGAAUUCAUUUAAAACCAAUUAAUAAACAGAAACAAUAACCUGUUGAAAUAAUAAAAAUAGUUUGAGAGCAAAUUAAAAUGAGCGCAAAAGAAAAAAAUGUCAUCAAAAUACUGAAGCUAAGUCGCCGAAACUUUCACUAUAAAACUAAGAUAUUCGAAAAGUCAAUCUUCUUUUGAAGGAUUAAAAAUACUGGGACGGCCUAAGGCACUAUUCAUAGGCCGAACAUAACAAAAUCGAGUUCUGACUUUAUGACCAAAUGCCACCACCGACGGGCCAGUUCUUGCACCCACUAGCGACCACUAAAAACUUGAGGUAUCUACAGUAAUUUCACGGCAACAGAUAAAUUUUGGCAAUGUUUUGCCUGUUAGGGCGAAGAUCAUUAAAUUUUACAAUUUUUGUUUGUUUCUCUUUCGAGACGAGCUCAAUGAUCGGAGAUGCAAAUGAAAAAGGAAAGCCAAAGAUAGCAAUACACACCAACCACUGUGGGACGCGUUUCGUCUUUGGUUAGAAGACUUUUCAAGCAUAUUAGGUGUGUCCAUUGGUAUGUUGCAUUUGAAUCGUAUUAAUAGCGAGAACUCAUCUAUGAUACAAUUACCACAUUAACCAUGCUCGACAACCCUGUUUAUUAGCUGUACUUUUCCCAAUGCAUGUAUUUUUGUGUAAUGACAGACAUUCUUUCUGUGAAAAAUUACACUUCUUCCGUAUUACACAUAAUUUUGUGCAUCUGUUGGAAGUUGUAUUGAUGGCUUCGAACGCUAAGACAACGGCAAUGGCUCACGCUGUUGCUCCGUGUGCCCAGGUUCGAUUCGAAUUUUUAAUUUUUUUAGUUUUUUGCCUGUUGGGGCGAAGAUCAUUAAAUGUUACAAUUUUUGUUUGUUUCUCAUUCGAGACGAGCUCAAUGAUCGGAGAUGCAAUUGGAGGAAAAGAACAGCUAAUAGACAGGGUUGUCGAGCAUGGUUAAUGUGGUAAUUGCAUCAUAGAUGCAUUUUCGCUAUUAAUACGAUUCAAAUACAACAUACCAACGCACGACCCUUGAAGCCAUCACACCUAAUAUGGUUCAAAAGUCUUCUAACCAAAGACGAAAUGCGUCCCAUAGUGGUUGGUAUGUGUUGCUAUCUUUGGCUUUCCUUUUCCAUUUGCAUCUCCGAUCAUUAAGCUUGUCUCGAAAGAGAAACAAACAAAAAAUAUGUAGAAUGGGCCAAAAUUAAAGUUUAAUCUCUACAUUGUUUUUGUCCAAAUCCAUGGGAUGAAUGUUUCCAUAAAACAAUUUCUAAAAACGUGUAUUUAAUUUUUUUGAAAUAUCCUAUACUUUGACGUCUUGCCUAUUAACACUAAUUCACUUAGUUCACCGAAAGGUUUAUGUGAUUUUUACCAAGUAGCAAAUCUCAAAUUUCUACGAAAAUGUUCAACAAAAAUAUAAAAAACAAUAUGUACCUUUUUAGAAAAAUAAACUAUAAGUUCUUUUUUUAUAAACACACACUUCUGUAUAACUUGGUUUUGAACUCCCUAAUUUGUAUUUAUAAAAAAAAAUAAUGCAUUUAAUACGUAAUAGUCAAAUUCAAUAUUUUUAAAUAAAUAACACGAUACACCUGAGUACAUUUUAAUCUUUUUUAAACCAAUUGUAAAACUCCUGCGUAUUAAAUAAAAUAUAGGUAAACUCAAAAUAAGACUCGUUUCAAUGCGAUUUUUUAGAAAAUGUAUGUAUCGUUUGUCAAAAAAAAAGAUCCACUGAUCAUUUGAUGUACAAUUGAAAAACUUAUCAAAUUUUGUUAAGUAUAAAAACUAGUGCGAAGCAAUUUUCAUGUAUAUGUUGACAGAUGAUAUGUUCGGAAACAUAUGUUUUUCCAAAGCGUAUUGUUUUUAAAGACAGCCAGAGCCGAAUUAUUGCAUACGUGAAAGAGUAAAACCGUUCGAAAUCGUUCUAUUGUGAAUUAUGUAUUUCUUUAUUGAAAGAGAAUUUUUCAAAUUUAGGAACGCAAAUCCUUAAGUCGAUUAUAAUUUAUAAAAAAUUUGCCAUUAAAAUGUUUAUAAAAGGGUAAUAACAUCUAUUUAAUACGAGAUGAAAUUUCAUUCGAUUCGAAAGCGCACUCGAUCACAUAUGCGGUAAUUCGGCCCCUGCUUUUCCUUUAGCUCGGACUGAACAUUGCAUAAUCCCCCUCAUCAUAUUUAUUUAGAUCUUCAAAAAUUUAUAUUUUGUUGCAAUCUCUUCUUGGCAGAGGCUUCAUUUUUUAUAUGAGAAAAGAUUUCCCUGCUCUGCAAUCAUCGCAUAUAUUCCUUACUAAAGACGAAACGACUCAUUUGGCCUUAAGAGAAAUAUGAUAAGAAAACAUUUACUUCUAUAGGUAUAAAUAAUUUAUUUAAAAUAGAAUAUUUUCUCAAGGUCAUGCUUUAACUGAUAGCUUUUUCCAUUAUAACUUGGGAGGGUUUACCAGGAUUCACGGAAUAAGGUUAAGCCAAGCGAUCAGCCGACAUAUUUUUUUUUUAAUUUUUGACAGUACUUGGCAUUCAAGAUAUAUUAAUUUACCGGUAGUGGCAGUUGCCCAACAACAAAAUAUUGAGUGCACUAUCUGUAAAAAUCAGUGAUUAGUGCAACUCUGAUUUUGUGUAUAUUACUACUUUGCGCCAUUUUUCAUUGUUUGUGUUUUAUGGUUCUUCGCGAAAAAAUUGUACUCAGCUGUUUACGGUGCACUAUGUCAUGCUUGGCAUUGAGGAUGUCAACUUUUUCUCUUUUUACAUUCAUUCUUUGUUUACGUUUUCUCCUAUUUGAUGACACUUUCAAUCGGCAGAUCAUCCUUAAUGAUGUUCAUGGGGCCUUUCCACUUUAUGUUUUCGCAAGUGACCUAACCUUCUAUUAUUGAAUCCUGAGGGUUUACAGAGCAACAAUACAUUCGUGUGUCUUUCUCUACCAUCAUGGUAAAUACCAUAAUCGUCAUCUUUAUUUAGUUCGACUGCAUAAAAGAUUCUCUUCAGGUACCAAUUAUUUGUAUAAAUUCACUGAAAUUGACAGCCAUUUACUUUUGAAAAACGCCAACAAGGCUUUCCCCCGCCCUAUAAAAUACCCUUUAUUAACACUAACCACACUCCAUCCAGUAUGGAAACUAGCUUAUACUCAACAAACCAAUGACAUAUAAAUGAUACAUUAACAUCAUGAUGAGAGUUUGCACUCCAUAGUCCAAAAUACUUACAUAAUUAUAUUGGUAACAAUUCACUUCUUUUUUUACAUUAAAGACGAGUAUAAUAAUGAACAAAAUAAAACCAAAAAACUACAACUUUUGAAAAUGUGCUAAAGCUUUUAAUUAACUAAGUAAUAAUUUGUACUUCAAAAUUUAUUAUAUUAAUAAAUAAUAUAAAAAUGUAUACUAA
Messenger RNA from Stomoxys calcitrans (stable fly), 14314 nucleotides. RefSeq names its product voltage-dependent calcium channel subunit alpha-2/delta-3 (gene stj). The record is from RefSeq and is a predicted model, not a curated record. Gene Ontology annotation, molecular function: voltage-gated calcium channel activity. The transcript is spliced from 22 exons. Lineage: Eukaryota; Metazoa; Arthropoda; Insecta; Diptera; Muscidae. The coding region runs from base 423 to 4109 and encodes 1228 amino acids. Gene Ontology annotation, cellular component: voltage-gated calcium channel complex.